Nycticebus coucang (slow loris) is the source of this 2047-nucleotide messenger RNA. RefSeq names its product MORN repeat containing 4 (gene MORN4). The record is from RefSeq and is a predicted model, not a curated record. The transcript has 6 exons. Bases 279 to 842 code for a protein of 187 amino acids. NCBI's taxonomy places the organism in Eukaryota, Metazoa, Chordata, Mammalia, Primates, Lorisidae.
AUGGCGGCGUCAAGGGGGGGCUGGCACUGGAGGACGCGGUGGAGAGGAAGGUGGUAGACGCGAACCCCGCGGAGUAAAGGUCCGGGCCACUGGAGCCCUGUGUCCGGGUGUGACAGUCAUCCCGAAAGGCCGAGCCCAGGAGCCGCAGCCACCUCCAAUUUUCCUCAGCUACGCUCGGGUUCACUGCAACCUUUGUCCAACUCUCCUGGGCGCAGCCAUCUUUGGUUGACACCACACAAACUUUUAAUUUUCAUCCCUUUCUUCUGUAACCUGUCACCAUGACCCUGACAAAAGGUUCCUUCACCUACUCCAGUGGGGAGGAAUAUCGUGGCGAGUGGAAGGAGGGUGAGAAGGAGCCCUGGAGGGUAUCCAGUGAACACUUCAUUUGCAAAACAAGUACAUCGGAAUAUAUAGCCAACUUUAUGGAUCCUCAUUUCCAGCCUUUCCGUUAUUCUAUUUUAGGGCUAAGCCGCAGACAUGGUUUUGGUCAACUGCUGUUUGCAGAUGGUGGCACCUACCUGGGUCAUUUUGAGAAUGGGCUCUUUAAUGGCUUUGGGAUACUGACCUUCUCAGAUGGCUCAAGGUAUGAGGGGGAGUUUGCCCAGGGCAAGUUCAAUGGCGUUGGAGUCUUCAUUCGACAUGACAACAUGACCUUUGAGGGGGAAUUUAAAAAUGGCAGAGUAGAUGGUUUUGGCCUGCUGACUUUCCCUGAUGGCUCUCAUGGAAUACCCCGCAAUGAAGGUCUCUUUGAGAACAACAAGCUGCUGCGGCGUGAGAAGUGUUCUGCAGUCGUCCAGCGGGCCCAGAGUGCCUCCAAGUCAGCCAGAAACCUCACCGCCUGAUGGGGACUGGGCACCAGCUGACAAGUAUUGGGGAAAGCCAGCGCUCCUGUUGUUGAUUCGAGAUAAACUAAUGAACCAGAUCUGAGAUGAGAUGACAGUGGCCAUGGAGCAGAAGCCUGUGAUGCCCUCUGUCACCUGCCAAUCAGGAAUUCGAUCAUGGAGGAGAGCUGAGGGUUCUGGUCCAUAGACCCUGUGGUAGUUGUUACCACCUGUGUCUUUCUCUAACCCUAUAGAAGAUAGAUGAGCUGCCUUUUCUUGUUGAUUCUCUGUUUCUAAGACCUUGGGUUACCCGGUGUCUUCUGUAGCCUUCUAAUUCCUUGGGAUGGCCAGCAUCCACUGUGGCCUUAUGCUUUCUUUUCUGCCAAGUGAUAUGGGGUUUCUUCAUUCUGAUCCUAGCUGAACCUAGCCCCAACUUAGGACCAGUGCUUGUGCUACCAUGGAGAAAUAAGGAAAAUGGUAAGGGUGGCUUAAACAGUAUAGUAGCCCUGUGAAAGGCAAGGCCAGAGGUUUUCCAUACCUUGCAUUCACUGCUGGUUGGAAUCAUGACUCCAGGCUUCUACUUUGUCAUUCGUCUCUUCUUAUUCCCCCAGGAAGGAUUUCGUAAGUGCUGUUUCCUUCUCCCUUGACUUUAUAAGCUGUCUUCCUUCACUGAGUUACAGCAGAUAAUCCCUAUUUGUGCCUUUCUCCUUCCUUAGACUUGGGACAAGAAAGAAAACGAUGUAAAUAGUAAUCUUAUAACUUGUAUUCGUGACUCAUUCCAGGGCACGGGGCAGAAUAUUAGGGUCACUUCUGGAGUGAACUGCAUCUGUGAAGGUGGCCUGGACUGACGUAGUUCCUUCUCAGUGGACCAGCAGAUCAGACUCACCUCAGCCCCUGGGGUUGUGGUGGAAUUGGACCCCCUGGAAUGUGGGGACCUAAAAGAGCAUUUGGCUUCUUGUACUUGGUGCACUGUAACUCUUCUACUAUGAGGCUUGACUGUCAGGCCUGGAGUCAAACUUUGGCUGACAGGAUCCCUACACAGUUCAUCACAGAGGCCCCCAGUUACCCUGUCACCCAAACAUGGCCCCCAGACCCUCAUCCUCACCUUGAGUGUCUCCUCAAAAGCAGAUUCUGGUGGAAAUUAUAGCCGUGUGCCUCUAUUUAUUCUCUGAAUUGUACUGUGGAAACAAGUGUUUUUGAAGAAUAAAUAAAUCACCAGAACUGCC